CUCAGCCAUUUCUUCGUAGGUAAAAAGCUCCCCGAAACUCGCAACGCGCCGGCGAAGGGUUGGAUUGACUGGCAAGCAUGUCUGACUUUAUUGAGAGUGAGGCUGAGGAGUCAGAGGAGGAGUUUGAUGAGAAACAACUAAAGCCAGCCAAGACCCAGAGGUUCAUGGAGGAUGAUGAUGAGGAAGAAGAAGAGAAUACAGAAGACCAGGAUGAGCAAGGGAAUUUAAGAGGACUCAUUGAUGAUGGAGAAGAGGAGGACGAAGAAGAGGAGGAAGAAGGGAGCGCUAGUGGAGCCGGCAGUGACUCGGAGGAUGAAGUUAGACAUCGACGCAAGAAACGCAACUAUGAUGAUUACCUGGAUGACGAUGACCUUGACCUCAUCGAGGAGAACCUGGGAGUUAAAGUGAAAAGAAGGAAAAAGAAAUACGACCGUGUGAAGACGAUGGACGAUGAUGAAGAGGAUGAUGAUGAGAAGGACUUGAUCGCAGACGAGAUCUUCACUGGAGACGGGGAUGGUGAGGGAGAGCUGGAGGAAGGAGAGACGGUCGAUGUGCCCCUCCGGCAGACAGCUGAUGAUGAAGGAGAGGAUGAUGAGUCAGACAUUGAUGAUUUCAUCGUGGAUGAUGAUGGCCAACCCAUCACCAAGAAGAGAGGCAAGAAGUUCUCAGCAUACACAGAUGCAGCCCUCCAGGAGGCCCAGGAGAUUUUUGGAGGAGACUUUGACUUUGCUGACUUUGACACAUUGGCCUAUGACCAGGGUGAGGAGGAGGAGGAGGACCAAGAUGAAGAGAGUUGGGACCGGCCCAAGAAGCAGACAAAGAGAAGGCAGGGGAGGAAGAGUAUAUUUGAGAUAUAUGAGCCUAGCGAGCUGGAAAGCAGCCACAUGACGGAUCAGGACAACGAGAUCCGCUCCACAGACAUGCCUGAGAGGUUCCAGUUAAGGUCCAUCCCUGUGAAACCAGCUGAGGAUGAUGAGCUGGAAGAAGAGGCGGAGUGGAUCUUCAGACAUGGUUUCUCCACCCUUACCAUCUCCAUGCAGGAGAACACAGAUUACCUGGACAGAGGGACAACCACAAACUUCAGCAGGAAAGGACCGAGCACAAUCGCCAAGAUCAAGGAGGCCCUCAACUUCAUGAGGAACCAACACUUUGAGGUUCCAUUCAUCGCAUUUUACAGGAAAGAGUAUGUAGAGCCAGAGCUAAACAUAAAUGACUUAUGGAAGGUGUGGCAGUGGGAUGAGAAGUGGACUCAGCUAAAGACCCGCAAGCAGAACCUGACCCGUCUGUUCCGGAGGAUGCAGUCCUAUCAGUUUGAGCAGAUCUCUGCCGAUCCUGACAAACCUUUGGCUGAUGGCAUUCGUCCCCUGGACACCGCUGACAUGGAGAGGCUGAAAGAUGUCCAGUCUCUCGAUGAGCUGAGUGACGUGUACAACCACUUUUUGCUCUACUAUGGCCGAGACAUCCCCAAGAUGCAAAAUGCAUCCAAGUCCAGCAAAAAGAAACUUAAGAAGAUUAAAGAAGUGUCAGAGGAUGGUGAGGAAGAGGAGUUGGAGGUAGAGGAGGAGGAAGAAGAGCAACGCAAAGGACCUGAUCUCAAGCUGGCUUCUCGCAGGGACAUGUACAGCAUUUGCCAGAGUGUAGGCCUUGAUGGCUUGGCUAAAAAGUUUGGGUUGACUCCAGAACAGUUUGGAGAAAAUCUGAGAGACAGCUACCAGCGUCACGAGACUGAGCAGUUUCCUGCCGAACCUGUGGAGCUGGCCAAAGAUUAUGUGUGCAGUCAGUUCACCAGUCCUGAGGCAGUGCUCGAGGGAACCAGGUACAUGGUGGCUAUGCAGAUUGCUCGUGAACCUCUGGUUAGGCACGUCCUCAGACAGACCUUUCAGGAAAGGGCCAAGGUUAACAUCAAGCCCACCAAAAAGGGCAAAAAGGAGAUAGACGAAGCUCAUUUUGCCUACUCAUUCAAGUAUCUCAAAAAUAAGCCUGUGAAGGAACUGAAUGGGGAUCUGUUCCUAAAGAUGUGCCUGGCCGAGGAUGAGGGGCUGCUAAACAUUGACAUCUGUAUUGACCUCAUGGCGGUCAAAGGGUAUGCUGGUGACCAGACGUACUUCGAUGAGAUCAAGCAGUUCUACUACAGGGAUGAGUUCAGUCACCAGGUGCAAGAGUGGAACAGACAGCGGACCUUAGCCAUAGAGAGAUCCCUCAACCAGUUCCUCUACCCUCAGAUGGCCAAGGAGCUCAAGAGCAAACUCCUCGCUGAGGCCAAAGAGAACAUUGUCAGGUCAUGCUGCAGGCGCUUUUACAACUGGCUGAAGGUGGCUCCAUACAGACCAGAUCAGCAAGUUGAGGAGGACGACGACCUGAUGGAUGAAAGUCAGGGCAAAGGCAUCCGUGUAAUGGGAGUAGCCUAUGCUCCCAGCAGAGACACACCUGUGUUCUGUGCUCUGAUCAACGGAGAGGGAGAGGUGGUGGACUUCUUGCGUCUGCCCUACUUCAUGAAGCGGAGGAACGCCUUCAGGGAGGAGGAGAGGGAGAGGAAGGCAAAUGACAUCGAGAACCUGAAGAAAUUUUUGAUUAGCAAAAAACCUCAUGUGGUCGCUGUUGCUGGGGAGAAUAGAGAUGCCCAUAUGAUAAUGGAGGACAUCAAGAGGACCAUCAGUGAACUGGAACAGGAGUCGUCUCUGCCAGCAGUGGGAGUGGAGCUAGUUGACAACGAAUUAGCAACUCUCUAUAUGAACAGCAAGAAGUCUGAGGCUGAUUUUAGGGACUACCCACCCCUGCUGCGACAGGCUGUGUCAGUAGCCAGGAAGAUCCAGGACCCUCUGGUGGAGUAUGCUCAGGUCUGCAGCAGUGAUGACGACAUCCUCUGCCUCAAACUGCAUCCACUACAGGAGCAAGUAGUAAAGGAGGACCUGCUCAAUGCUCUGUACUGUGAAUUCAUCAAUCGGGUCAAUGAAGUUGGAGUGGAUGUGAACAGGGCCAUCGCCCACCCAUAUACCCAGAGCCUGGUCCAAUAUGUCUGCGGUCUGGGCCCCAGGAAGGGCUCCCACCUUCUCAAGAUCCUGAAGCAGAACAAUACCCGUCUGGAAAACAGGACCCAGCUGGUCACCAUGUGCCACAUGGGGCCCAAGGUCUUCAUCAACUGUGCUGGUUUCAUCAAGAUUGAUACCACCUCGCUGGGUGACAGCACAGACUCCUACAUCGAGGUCCUGGAUGGGUCCCGUGUGCACCCUGAGACAUACGAAUGGGCCCGGAAAAUGGCGGUGGAUGCCCUGGAGUAUGACGAGUCGGCAGAAGACGCCAAUCCAGCCGGAGCGCUUGAAGAGAUCCUGGAAAACCCGGAGCGCCUCAAAGAUCUGGAUUUGGAUGCUUUUGCCGAAGAGCUGGAGAGACAGGGUUAUGGUAACAAGGGUAUCACUUUAUAUGAUAUCCGUGCUGAGCUGAGCUGCAGGUACAAAGACCUGAGAGUGCCCUACAGAGUCCCCAACACUGAGGAGGUCUUCAACCUGCUCACGAAGGAGACACCGGAGACCUUCUACAUCGGUAAGUUAAUCACCAGCGCAGUAACGGGCAUUGCCCACCGGCGGCCCCAGGGUGAGAGCUAUGACCAGGCUAUCCGCAACGACACCACGGGGCUGUGGCAGUGCCCCUUCUGCCAGCAGGACAAUUUUCCUGAGCUCAGCGAGGUGUGGAACCACUUUGACAGCGGCUCAUGUCCAGGUCAGGCCAUUGGGGUACGGACCCGGUUAGAUAACGGCGUCCAAGGAUUCAUUCCCACCAAGUUCCUCAGUGACAAGGUGGUCAAGCACCCUGAAGAGAGGGUAAAGGUGGGCAUGACAGUGCAUUGUCGUAUAAUGAAGAUUGACAUUGAGAAGUUCAGCGUGGACUUGACCUGCCGCACCUCAGACUUGAUGGACAAGGGCAACGAGUGGAAGUUGCCCAAAGACACCUAUUAUGACUUUGACACAGAGACGGAGGACCAAAAACAAGAGGAGGAGCUCAAAAAGAAACAGCAGAGAACACCCUAUAUAAAGCGUGUCAUCGCCCACCCCAACUUCCACAACAUCAGCUUCAAGCAGGCAGAGAAGAUGAUGGAGUCCCUGGACCAGGGAGACCUGGUCAUUAGGCCAAGCAGCAAAGGAGAGAACCACCUCACCGUCACCUGGAAGGUGGCUGAUGGCAUUUACCAGCAUGUGGAUGUGAGAGAGGAGGGUAAAGAGAAUGUCUUCAGUUUAGGACACACCCUCUGGAUCAACAACGAAGAGUUUGAAGAUCUGGACGAGAUCUCUGCUCGGUACAUUCAGCCCAUGGCAUCAUUUGCCCGGGACCUACUUGGACAUAAGUACUUCCAGGAGUGUAAUGGAGGAGACAGGAAGAAAAUGGAGGAGUUGUUAGUCAGGACAAAGAGAGAGAAGCCUACGUUCAUUCCUUACUUUAUUUCGGCUUGCAAAGAUCUACCAGGGAAGUUCAUACUGGGCUACCAGCCUCGUGGAAAAGCACGGGUCGAAUAUGUGACCAUCACCCCAGAUGGUUUCCGCUACCGUUCUCAGAUAUUUCCUACGGUGAACGGACUGUUCCGUUGGUUCAAGGACCACUACCAAGAACCUGUACCUGGUGUCACACCCACCAACAGCAGCAGAACAAGGACACCUGCGUCUCUCAACGCCACCCCGGCCAACAUCAACAUCGCAGAUCUGACACGUGCAGUCAAUUCUCUCCCACGCACCAUGACCUCACAGAUGUUCAACGCCAUUGCGGCAGUCACGGGCCAGGGCCAGAACCCCAACACUACGCCAGCACAGUGGGGCUCAAGCCAGUAUGGAUACGGUGGCAGCACUGGGGGAGGAGGAGGCAGUUCCUCUGCCUACCAUGUUUUUGCCACGCCCCAGCAGCCCAUAGCGACACCAAUGAUGACGCCCAGCUACUCCUACACCACACCCAGCCAGCAGGCCCUGGGCACACCGCAGUACCCUGGCUCCACUCCGCAGUCCUCCCACUCGCAUGGACACGCCCACUCGCACGGAGCACCCUCGUCACACCACGGCCACCACAGCGGACACAACGCUCACUCGUCCGGCACACCCUCCUCCAUCUCGUCCCGAGGACGUACCCCACAGCAGCCAAAGCCCAGCAGCAGCAGCUCUGCAGUGGAUUGGGGAAAGAUGGCAGAGCAGUGGCUUAAGGAGAAAGAAGCAGAGGGGCGCAAGAAGACACCAAGGAUGACCCCGCGGCCAUCGCCUAGCCCCAUGAUCGAGAGCACGCCCAUGUCCAUCGCCGGAGACGCCACACCCCUCUUGGACGAAAUGGACCGAUAGGACACGGGGGGGAGGGGGGGGAGGGCCUCACUACACCCCCCCCUUACCCACAUCUACUUGUUUUACCACCUUCGCAUUUUUAUCUGGAUACCCCCUUUAACCCCCUCCGUCGUUAUCUCCCAUCACACCUCAUCAGCACUUUCAUCCAACUGUUUCGUCACCGGAGACUCCCAUUCCAUCCAGCCUGCCGUCAGAGUGUGCUCACAACUUUCAGCCCUGUGUAUCUGCCUGGACCAACCUAACCCUUUCCUUCUUGUUAUGUUUCCCCCUCUGUGCUUUUAGUUUUUCCCCAUAUUUCUUUCUUCAUCACCUCCGGUCUUCUCAUCUGGCCACUAAGUGUUUUAUAUAGUCAUGAUAACACUGUAUUGUCACUCAGAAGGUCACCAUAAUGACAAAAAACUUGAAAUGGCUGAUGACAAUUACAAAUAGGACAUGGACCUAUAGACUGUCAGUUUGUAUCCUGUUAUCUUACAAAUAAAAUUGACUUGACAUGACCUAUCUUUUUUUUUUUUUUUUGGAUUUUGUUUGCUGGCCAGUUUUGCCAGAGCAGAUUGACUCAUGCAGCCUCUUCAAGAGUGUCUAAGACCUCACUUUUCCCCCAAAUGAUGAUUGAUGGAUUUUCUUCCGAAUGGUUGCCAAACAUGUUGCCAGACACGGGCGAUUCCUAUGUUGGUAGCCAACGCCCAGUUCAAACUUCAAGCCUGGGCGUCCGGGUAGCAUAGCGGUCCGUUCCAUCGCCUACCAACACGGGGAUCACCGGUUCGAGUCCCCGUGUUACCUCCGGCUUAGUCGGGCGUCCCUACAGACACAACUGGCCGUGUCUGCGGGUGGGAAGCCAGAUGUGGGUAUGCGUCUUGGUCACUGCACUAGCGCCU
Messenger RNA from Lampris incognitus (smalleye Pacific opah), 6187 nucleotides. RefSeq names its product SPT6 homolog, histone chaperone and transcription elongation factor (gene supt6h). Gene Ontology annotation, cellular component: transcription elongation factor complex. Lineage: Eukaryota; Metazoa; Chordata; Actinopteri; Lampriformes; Lampridae. The transcript has 38 exons. Gene Ontology annotation, molecular function: nucleosome binding; histone binding; DNA binding. The record is from RefSeq and is a predicted model, not a curated record. Gene Ontology annotation, biological process: positive regulation of transcription elongation by RNA polymerase II; transcription elongation by RNA polymerase II; mRNA transcription by RNA polymerase II. The coding region runs from base 78 to 5312 and encodes 1744 amino acids.